Nicotiana attenuata is the source of this 312-nucleotide messenger RNA. Its product is annotated as RNA-directed DNA polymerase homolog. Lineage: Eukaryota; Viridiplantae; Streptophyta; Magnoliopsida; Solanales; Solanaceae. The transcript has a single exon. The record is from RefSeq and is a predicted model, not a curated record. The coding region runs from base 1 to 312 and encodes 103 amino acids.
AUGGCAGACCUGUUCGAUAGACAGGGUGGUGCUACAGUGUUCACUAAAAUAAACCUGAAGACAAGUUACUGGCAUGUCCGAAUUGUUGAGGGAGAUGAAUACAAGGCGACCUAUAUGAUAAGAUAUGUGUCGUACAACUUCCUGGUCAUGCCACUCAGCUUGACUAAUGCUCCAGCCACAUUUUGCACCCUGAUGAACCAGGUCAUUCGAGAAUAUAUUGAUGAAUUCAUAGUGGUCUACUUGGACGACAUUGUGGUAUAUAGCAAAACAUUGGAGGAAUACCUGGAGCACCUGCGGAAGGUCCUAGCUUGA